UUUUAAGAUUAGAUACAUCACGUAAUUGAUUACUGGCAAACGCCGUCCAGGACCGGAGCCUGAACCUGGGCGAGAGAGCGGCGACAGCACCUGAGAUUCUACUAUCAAUACGAUGAGAUGGCUGAUGAAGAUUUUCAAAGUGUACCUCAGCUUGCUAUUACUGGCCACAAAUCUGCCUUAUUUAAGCCCACUGACAAAGUGUGUAAAGAAAUGAAGGAGCUAACAGAGCCUAAUCCAACCUCUCAACAGAUAUUGGAUAUCUGUGCUUGUUUUGAUGAAGAACCAAUGUCUGAUGAAAGUAGGAAGGCCGUCUCCAACGAGUGCAAACAUUUGAAGAAUGAACAAGAGUUAUCCCAACUAGAAGAAAAGCCGGACACCAUUGAACAACAUAAGCCACUGCCACCUCUCAAGCAUGACUUCAUCCCAGAAGAGAUCCUGCUGUCAUUGGCCACGAGGCCAAAUUCAUGUUGUCAUGCAGAGUUAUCCUCGAAAUCCUCAAAAGAUCUUAAGCAAAACAGCAUCCGACCAACUGAUCGUGUAUGGCAACACCCAAGACGGAGAGCAAAGUUCAAGUACUUGAUAGAUCAGCCCAUCUCACUGGUUCGAGCAGGAAGGGAUAUCUCCUUUUUACGUGAUGCCGUAUAUACCAAAUGUCCCACCAAUAUGGUGCCUGAGUCAUUGGCAGCCAUGGACAAAAGUUCAGUUCGGGCUCAGGUUGAAAAACAUCCCGCCAAAAGGAAGGUGGAUGUACCUGAGAGUUUGAUACCAGAUCAGUACCACAUUGUGAAGAACAGGGGAGUCCUGGGACUAGAAUAUUAUGAUGAUAAAUACACCACCCUACUGGAGGACCAUGAGAAAAAACUGAGAGUAUUUCCCUCCAUGAAACCCUGUGGGAGAAUUGAGGCGAUUCAGCUGUCUCAAGUGAUGGAUGAUAUGUUGGAAAAAGCUGGGUUUAAUGAUGAUGAAAAGCAAGAAUUAAGAGGAGAAACUCAGAUGUAUUAUUUGCUGGAUCUGGUGAAAAAGGAGCAAACCAUUUACAAUAUUGUGUUCCAUGAGCUUAUUCGUCAGAUUAGUGUGGAUUGUGCAGAGCGAGGAGAGCUUCUUGCCAAAGUCAGAGAGAGGUAUGUAAGUUUAUUGGACUACAUUCCUCGCUAUCUAACUAAUAUGCACAAUGAAAUCAUGAUGCAACGGUUAUUGGACAAGGAACUAAUUUUGGAGCUGUUUCUUUUCCAGAAUGCUGUUGAAAAACUCAACAGUGAACUUGUUCUACUUCGAGAGCAGGACCUUAAGGCGACAAAAACCAUAGCAAAAACACGGGAGGAGCUAAGUAGUGCAUUGAUUGAAGCCCAUAAAAAUGCCAAUAUGCUUGAUGAAUAUCACUGCUUAUAUGAAAUGCAGCGAAAAAGACUGAUUGCACAAAUAGACACCUUAACACAGGAAAAGGAUUGGUGGAGUGAUGCUGCCUAUAGUCUGGCACUAAAGGUGAUUGAGGAGCACAAUCUUAAACUGGUUCACGAUCUUGAAAUCAGUGCAAAACUCUGGACUACAAUUGCACAACAUUUUGUAGCACAGCUUGGCAUAAAGGAUGCAGAAGACCAGGCUAAAUUACAGGAAAUUACUGGGGAAUGGAGAGAAAACAUGUUGAAGUUCACUAAAACUCUGCAAGAUGCAGAGAAUUCAAGUUUGGAAAAAAGAAAAUCAAUUCUCUCUGGCUUCCGAAAAUGGCACGAAUAUUUAUCAGAGAAAAAAAAGAAUCAUAAAGGACUGAAAAUUCCUGAAGAAAUGCUGCACACACUAACAAAAGAUCUAAAAGACUGGCAUGAGAUGGUUACUCAAGACUAUGAGCGAUUUGAAGGAUCAUUAUUCUUAGCUAAUAAAGAAGAACUAUUUGGGAUAGUCCAGUUGCAAAAUGAUUGGACAGAGCUCAGUCUGACUCUUUUUAAUCGACAUAAGUGGACCAGUGAUGAAAAAAUGGCUGAACAAAUAUUAAUGGAAGAAUUAAACAACUGUGUGAAUGUACUUUCUCACCGGCAUACAAUCACGCUCUCAGGGGAAAAUGGCACUGCUUGGUAUUUAAUGAAGUUACAGGACCAGCUUGAAUCCUGCAGAACUAAAUUUGACUUUACCACUCUGGAUGAAAAAGGAAUGAUAGAAUUUAAUUUGCUGAAGCUUUCUGAGGUUUUCCCGACUUUGAUAAAUCUAAUGGAAGAGACAGUGAAAUUAACAUCAGACGAGGAGGCGGAAAAAAUGAAUCUCCCAGAUAUCAGAGAGCAGUUUACAGAAGUGAAUCAGAAGAUACAGAACUUUUUAAUUGCACUAUUUAAGAUGAUAAAUUACAAGGACACCAAACUGGCACAGCAGAUUGCGCUCGUUCAAAGUGCAAUGAGCCACUUGCUCGUAGAUAUAUUGCUUUACGUAGUACAUGACCAAGAUUGUUGUGCCGAAAGAAUAUAUUUCAAAUACCUGAGUGGACCAAAUACAGCUGAUAAACUGGAGGAAAAAGCUCUGAUGGUGGCCAGUCAACUGAAUAUAUUGUCAACACAAAUGUAUAGUUGGUGCAGAGACAUAGUUGACGAAAUGGUAAAGCAAAUGGAAGCCAACCGCACAGAAAAUCCAGAUCAUGAAAUAAAGGAGCUUGAAAAUCUCAAGAUGGAGUCGUCUGAGUGGAUAAACGUUUGUGAGACUUUGCUUUCAGGAAUUCAAGGAUACUCAGUCCAGUUGUUAACAUCCACAGAUGAAGAGGAACAAUCACACAUCAAUAGGACCCGGGAUCUAUGCGCUGCCUGCUUGCGGCACUCGUCCACCAAUAUUCUUGAGAUGUCUGUCUCUGAUCUAUACCUGAUGCUGCAAGGGAAAUCAGAAAUUUUCGAAGAGCCCAUCACCAUUGCAGCUUUCCUGAAAACGAAUUCUACUGACGACAUUGAAGCUGGUAGAUUGGGCACCUUCGAGGACGUUGAAGCUAGUACUUCUGCUCAAUUGCAAGUCAAGGACACCACUGUUGCUCGAGAAAGUCCUGCUGAACCUACAGGAAGUGCUGAGGGAACUGUAAAUGUUGAGGGUCGAAUUGAAAUAAUAGUAGUUGAAGACUUAUCAAGCCAUUCUAAAUCUGUCAUGUACAUUGGUGAAGAUACUAACAUCCAUCAUAGAGACUUGCUAGAAACUCAUCUGUCUCCUGAGAAGGGUGGUCUCAAUGCCGUUACACCUGUAAACCCCAAGGCAGCAAGGAAUUAUGAAGGAUUAGUUGAAAUGGGAGUACUACAGAAGCAGCUCAUAGAAGCAGAGCAGCGUGCCUUGAAUGCAGAGGAACGGGCAAGUUCUCUCGAUGCUAGCCUGCAGGAAGCUUUGAUUAAAAUUAUGGACUUGACACAUGAAGCAAAAUCAAACGUGCUGCCACCAAAGCUUCAAGUUCCAGAAACAAUUCCUGGUAAGCUUCCAUUUAACCAGAAAUAGUUUUAUAGCCACCAUCAGCUUUCAUGUAAUCUCUGCAGAAUUUACUGUAAAUCUUGGAGAGAUAUCAAAAUGUUAUUCAUUGUAAUUACUUGCCAACUUCUCACAGAAUACACAAAAUAACAGGUUUGAUUAAGAAGGUAAAAUUGAUCAAAAUAAUUGAGUUGAUUGAGUAGCCCAGUCAAACCUGAAAUUAAACUAUUAAAGCAGUUUCAAAUGAUAGGUGCAAAUACACAAGGCAAGACUUUUACUCCUCAAAAAUGUCUCUUAAUGUCUUAAAGAUAGUGACCUUGGUUCUUGUCAUGUGAUAAUGUUUAUCUUAAGUUUAGACUAAUUUAUAUGUUAAUCAAGUCUGCAACCAAGCAAGCUCGAACAAAUUUGAGAUUAAUUGCAAUUGAUUAUGGAAGUUUAUAACAGUUUAAUAAGUUUUUCAGCCUUGAUAUGCAAAAACAUUAAUUAUCAUAUUAUCUACAAUUAUGCUGAUAUGUUAUUUCUAGCCAUGUUUUUGAUACACGACAGUGAUUAUUUGCUUUGAUUGCUUUGAAUAUUUGAAGUGAUGUUCGGUUGCAGUAGCUUUAAUUAUUUGGUUGAAUAUGGUUUACCUGAUAAGAAACACUAGAAGUUAUAAGAAGAGAGGAAGAUAAAAUAAGAAGACAACAAAAGAUAAGUAGAUGAAUCCCAAAUCAGAACAUCAUUAAAACUUGCUGAACUGUUCAGAACGUCACUUCAUGUAUCUGCUCAGAAUUUAUAUAUCUUUCUUAAAAUUAUGGGUUUGCAUGAAAGCAUACAAAUGUUUUUUUAGCUCAAAUUCUGUCAAAUUGUUGUAAAUAUUUUAAAGUUAUUAAUACAUUUAGG
Amblyraja radiata (thorny skate) is the source of this 4302-nucleotide messenger RNA. RefSeq names its product axonemal dynein light chain domain containing 1 (gene axdnd1). The record is from RefSeq and is a predicted model, not a curated record. The coding region runs from base 118 to 3450 and encodes 1110 amino acids. The transcript has 29 exons. Lineage: Eukaryota; Metazoa; Chordata; Chondrichthyes; Rajiformes; Rajidae.